Colias croceus (clouded yellow) is the source of this 755-nucleotide messenger RNA. It is a transcript of the gene CPR93, whose product is annotated as cuticle protein 19-like. Bases 19 to 549 code for a protein of 176 amino acids. NCBI's taxonomy places the organism in Eukaryota, Metazoa, Arthropoda, Insecta, Lepidoptera, Pieridae. The transcript has 4 exons. The record is from RefSeq and is a predicted model, not a curated record. Gene Ontology annotation, cellular component: extracellular matrix.
GCAUUAGUAUCAAACAAAAUGUUUACCAAAAUUGCAGUUCUCUGUGCGGUGGUGGCGGUGUCGAGCGCUGGUCUUUUGCACCACGCGCCUGCCGUGUCUUCCCAGAACAUCAUCCGUCACGACAACGUCCACGAAACACCAGUCCACUAUGAAGCACACGCCGCCCCACAAUACCACGCUGCCCAACAAUACCACGCUGCCCCAGUCCAGAACCAGGUGGUACACGCCGCCCCACAAUAUCAUGCUGAGCCUGCUUACCACGCCGCGCCCGCCUAUCACGCCGCUCCCGUCCACGCCGCCCCUGCUCAUGAAGACCACUAUGUUGAUGAAUACGCGCACCCUAAAUACGGUUACUCGUACUCCGUUGAGGACCCUCACACCGGCGACCACAAGUCCCAGCACGAGACCCGCGACGGUGAUGUCGUAAAGGGCGAAUACUCCCUCCUCCAGCCUGAUGGCUCUUUCCGCAAGGUCACAUACACCGCUGACCACCACAAUGGAUUCAACGCCGUGGUACACAAUUCGCCGCCGGUCAUCCAUCAUCAUUAGACUAACCUGUGAUAUUAGAUUAGGAAAUGUUAGCUUAUACUUCGAAUCUUCUCUAUCUUCGUAUAUUCUUCAACCUCUGACUUAUAAAUUGUUAUGUUAACAGUAUUAGUUCAAAUUCUUAGCCUUCUUGUGUUGUUCUUCAAUCUUGUUGUAUGUUUCUUUGUUUCACUGUACAAUUGAUGAUUGGUUGAUUAGUAUAUAAUAUG